This is a messenger RNA of Cantharellus anzutake, 1720 nucleotides long. Its product is annotated as voltage-dependent anion channel-domain-containing protein. Gene Ontology annotation, biological process: malate transmembrane transport. The transcript has 16 exons. Gene Ontology annotation, cellular component: membrane. The record is from RefSeq and is a predicted model, not a curated record. The coding region runs from base 1 to 1485 and encodes 494 amino acids. Gene Ontology annotation, molecular function: malate transmembrane transporter activity. NCBI's taxonomy places the organism in Eukaryota, Fungi, Basidiomycota, Agaricomycetes, Cantharellales, Hydnaceae.
AUGAACGUAGUGCCCGAUGUCAUAGAACGCCGAAUAGCCGUACUUGCUGUUCCGCUAGCCUCUGAGAUAGAUGCGUUCAAGCAUACUAGCAUAGCCAAGAGGAUCCAUGCAUGGACAUGGCAAUCCUUCCCUAUCGGUAUGGGAACCGCUGCCGUCUACGUCUGCCUUUGCAAUCUACACCAUCAGUCGCAUAACGUGCGCGAUAUCGCUAGGGUGAUCUAUUAUAUCACAAUCGCAAUGUUCCUUUUCAACGUCCUCGCAUUAUUCUUCCAAUUAAUUCUAUACCCUGAACACUUCAAGAAGCUGAUAUUCGAUCCUGUGAUGGGAGUUUUCGUCCCCAUGUUCUGUUUGUCCUUGGGAACUAUCGUGAUCGGCACGGUGAAUUUCGCUGUCCCCGAUGGUGUAGUCUCAAGCGAGUUUGCCUACCGUCUAUACUGGGUCUACAUCGCAUUGGCUUUAAUAGUGACAUUUGGAAUGACCCUUUUAUGGUUCGAUGAAGGACACAAGUUGGCAGAAUUCACUCCCGCCGAUGCUUUCCUCAUCUUUCCGCUAAUGCUCGGUGGCCUUAUCGGAGCCAACGUGCUUUCAGUCCUAGACCCAAAAGAUGAAAGAGCUUUAGGAAUCCUGUUCGCCAGUUUAUUCUUCCAAGGUUUAGGUUUCUUAAUGGCGAUGUUUUUCAUUGCGCUGUAUAUUAUCAAGAUCUUUCUGGACGGUCUUCUAUCGGGCGCACGGGCCAAUGCCGCAUUCGUUGUCUGUGGACCACCGGGAUUCACGGCUGCAGCCCUUAUCGUCCUUGGCUCACAUGCUCGUACUCUUUUGCCAAAUUUUGGCUUGAUCUCACCGAUCGCAGGUGAGGUGUGGUAUGCUAUCGGCCUGUUCGAAGGGAUCAUGCUUCUCGGUCUUGCGGUGUUUUUCUUCAUCUUUUCGUCGUUGCCAUACUGGUUCAAAUUGGAGAAGGACCUUCAUCAAAUACUUGGAUGCUGGGCUCUCACAUUCCCCAAUGUUGGAUGGAUCACUGCUGUCAAGCUACUCGGGGACCACCUGCAUAUUCCCGGAUUUUAUAUCGUGCAUGAUGUUCUGACCACUGCAAUGUGUCUCACCUGGGUUGUGUUGGUCGUUUGCACAAGCAUCGCAUUCAUGCGACACGAGAUCUUUUUCGAGCAAGAUCCACUCCCAUCCAAGAGCACAGCAGGUGAAGCUUCAGCUUUGAAGGCGCAGCGUUUACUCGUACGAGAUGCCACGCAGGAGCAGGAGCAGGAGGAGCAGGAGGAGAAUGCGCCUGCUAGCAACGGCAAGGUUGACCUGGUGAAGAAGGAACAUGGUAAACGUGGAGUUGAGCCACUCGAAGGGACGCGGCGGAAUCAAUUUUACGAUCUUGAAGCUGGAUCGACGGAGACCACAGCUCACGAGAGGGUAACUACCAGUCUCUAUCAGAGGACACUCGUCAAGGGGGGCGCCGAACCAGGGGUCAGGGACCUAAAGUAGAUUGUUAUUGCCACUGAGCUGACAGAGAAAACUAAAUUUUGGGCCAUAUUGCUGCAUGUUCUGAUACCUUUGCAAUUCUCUCUCUUCUCCUUUUUUUACUCAACGCAGCGUUUGACGCUUUACAUCAAUUUUAUGCAGAGGGCAGAGAGUGAGGAGUAUAUUCGUAUUACCUGUGUUUUAAACCGGUCUGAGUACCGUCGUUGUAGAAAUUCAAGUCAAUUAUCGUUUGUGAAAA